This is a messenger RNA of Cladocopium goreaui, 1680 nucleotides long. NCBI's taxonomy places the organism in Eukaryota, Dinophyceae, Suessiales, Symbiodiniaceae. The record is from the annotation of a GenBank genome assembly.
AUGGCCAUGUUUCGUGCUCCUUUGGCGGCCGCAGUGCAAUGGUCCAGCCCCACUCCCAGCCGCCCAAGCGCUGAGGGUGCCGUAGGCCGCGUUUACAGCAGCGCCGGGCAGCACACAACGGGCGGCGGACCAGGAGCGCCCGCGGCCUACGCCUGCGGUGCCGCCCAAAACCUGCAGGCUGCCCCUCCCUCCGCAGCGCCCCAAGCGCAGCAGCCGGCGACGGCGCCAAACUCGGAACGGGGUGCGGAGACGGAGCGGGAGAUGGAGCGGUUGCGGAAGGAUCUGAGGAAGACAGAGGAGAAGGCGAACUUCUUUCGGAACCAAGUGCUGACCUUGCAACGACAGGUGUCCUCAAUGAGUUCCCCCAUCAUGGCGCAGCAAGAUGCUACCGCGCUUCCAGAAGAGCUGGGGAGGCUGCGCCAGGAUGUGGCGAGUUUACGUCAGGAGUUGGGUGAAGAGCGGAUGCAACGCCAAAGUUUGGAGAUUCAGCUGCAAUCCUUUCGCAACGCUGGCUUCAAGGACCCUGAGGCAAUGCAAAGUGCAGUGCAAAGCGCGGUGCACAGUGCCCGGCAGGAGCUGCAAGGUCAAGUGGAAUCCUUGCGGCAGCAGCUGUCGACCACCCAGCAGCAACUCCUGGACUCCGAAGCUGCGGCGCAAGCGGCGUCUGUCGCGCGCGAUGGGGCCAGUUGGACCUCCGCCAUCACGGUGCCUGCAGGCAGCUUCCCAACGCUGAUGGACUCGAGCAUUUCGCAAGGGAUGGUCGUUUCAGAGGUCUUUGGAGUCGAUCGUGAUCUCAAGAGUGGAGGGCCCCAGCGGGCCUUGAUCGUGGGUUGCGAUUACCCUCAGAAGCCGGGGACCAUCCGUGCGGGCAUCGUCGACGCCAUGCAGUGGUAUCGCUUCUUCCAGUCGCGCUGCGGCUUCUUGGAAAAGGACAUCCGCGUACUGGCGGACGACAGUCACGUCCCCGUGGAGAGCUCCAUGGCCAGCAGGGACAACGUGCUGCGCGGAUUGACCUGGCUGGUGUCGAAUUGCCAUCCGGGCGAUCAGCUGUUCUUUGUGUUUUGUGGCCAUGGAGCGCAGGUGCCCGUGUACGAGUCUCUGGACAAACGGCUCUGUGAAUGUGCGCUGGUCCCGACUGAUUGCAUCGAUGGUAAGGAGAACCCGCGGCUCAUCCGGGACUAUGAGGUGCACCAAGCGUUGGCCACCUUGCCUUCAGGUGUCCAGGUGACAAUGAUUGUGGACGGCUGCCACGCAGGGCACCCCUUGGAUCGCACGUCGGACCAUCGCUUCCCGGCCAUCGGCCGUGGGCAUGUGGACUACGACAAGCUGCGGCACCACCCAGUGCUGCCGCGCUUCUUCGAGCUGCCCCAGUGGAAGGUGCAGGCUCCGUCGCCGCUGGCGCUGAGUUUGCUGCGCUGCCAGGCAGUUCUGUGGCAUGCCUGCGCCAACCACCAAUUCUGUGUGGAACUGCCAAUCGACGAGUGUCCAGCACGAGGAGUCUUCACCUACAUCUUGAUGAGCGCCAUUCUGAAGGUUGGCAUCCAAGCGCCCUGUGGUCAAAUCUUUCAGGAAGCCCAAGAUCUCACGGCGCGCCUCAAGGGAAGGUGGAGGUUGCAGCAAGAGAUGCAGUUUGCCUAUUGUCAAGCCACAACUGAACAGCGGCCCUUUUUCCGCUUCUGA